AUGCCAGAAACGCAUGAGCGGUUCGCUGAUGAAACAUCCCCUUUGGUGGGAGCAUCUGACAAUAAUCAAGUGCAUUCGAUGUCAAGAAAUGGAGAUAACAACGGGACCAGCGGGGCUGGAGAUGCUCACCAUCUGUCCGAGACGAAGAGCAGCUGGUACCUGUUUUUGUUGACUUUGAGCAUUGGCGGUCUCCAGGUUGUGUGGUCCACUGAGCUGUCGAAUGGAUCGCCCUACCUCCUGUCUCUUGGAAUGAGCAAGGCUCUGCUUGCAUUCGUUUGGAUUGCUGGCCCUAUAACAGGUACCCUUGUGCAGCCGUAUAUCGGCAUUUGCAGCGACAACUGCCGCAUUUCAUGGGGCAAGAGAAAGCCGUUCAUGGUUGUGGGCGGCAUUGCAACGGUCAUUUCUCUCCUUGCCCUCGCUUGGGUCAGGGAGAUGACCGGAGGCUUCCUUGGGCUUUUCGGUGUCGAUCCAGCUUCUAGUGCAACGCGGACAGUGGUCAUUGUACUGGCCACCAUUUUGAUGUACUGCCUCGACUUUUCUGUAAAUACUGUGCAGGCAGGCAUCCGGUGUUUCAUUGUGGACAAUGCCCCUUCGCACCAGCAGGAGGCGGCAAAUGCAUGGGCUAGCCGGCUCACCGGUGUUGGUAACAUUCUCGGAUAUAUUUUUGGAUACAUGGAUCUACCGAAAUGGUUCCCGUUCUUGGGAAACACGCAGUUCAAAGUCCUAUGUGCAUUGGCGUCCAUCGCACUUGGGAUAACGUUGUUGGUUAGCUGCCUAUACAUCAAGGAACGUGAUCCCCGUCUAGAUGGAACGCCUUCAUCGGGGAACCCUGGGCUUGUAACAUUCUUCAAGCAGGUUUUCAAGUCGAUCAAGCAUCUACCGCCAGAGAUUGCCAAGGUGUGCGAAGUUCAACUUGCCGCGUGGGUGGGUUGGUUCCCUUUCCUCUUCUAUUCCACGACAUAUAUCGGGCAGCUCUUUGUGAAUCCGAUCUUCGAUGGACACCCCGGUCUCUCGGAUGAUGAUAUCAACAAAGCUUGGGAGGAAGCUACGAGGAUUGGGACAUUCGCGCUGCUGGUCUACGCAAUCAUCUCAUUUGUGACUAAUUUGACGUUGCCUGUACUUGUUGUUCCAACCUACAAGUCGGCUGUUCCUUCUGAGCCUACGCCUACGGAAGGUCAGUCAGAGGAUGAGCCCUUCCUAGGCAAUAGAAGGCUGUCGACAUCCUCGAUUGGCACUGCAAUGGAGGCACCCGCGCCCAUCUUGGGAAUCAACAAGGGUGAUUCAGGGGAAGAUAAGUGGCUAUCGAAGUUGCAGAUCCCCGGAUUCACCCUUCGGCGUGCGUGGCUUAUGUCGCAUAUCCUGUUCGCUGUCUGGAUUUCGUGGGCAUUGACGCUUUGGGCACCCUUUGCCCUAAUCUCUGCGGAGGUCUCCCGCAUUGACACGGAGCGGAUCAUCCUCGGACUGCACAAUGUGGCCAUCUCAGCGCCACAAAUCAUCUCGAGUCUAAUUUCUAGUGCGAUUUUCAAGGCGUUCCAGAAGCCUCGGGGUGAGCCGUGGGAUGAUAGUGUCGGGUGGGUGAUGAGGUUCGGGGGCUGCGCGGCAGUAUUGGCGGCUGUGCUGACCAGCAGGCUUACCGAGGGAGCACGGGGAGUGCCUGUUUCAUCGUAG
This is a messenger RNA of Aspergillus niger, 1668 nucleotides long. RefSeq lists its product as uncharacterized. Bases 1 to 1668 code for a protein of 555 amino acids. The transcript has 6 exons. NCBI's taxonomy places the organism in Eukaryota, Fungi, Ascomycota, Eurotiomycetes, Eurotiales, Aspergillaceae. The record is from RefSeq and is a predicted model, not a curated record. Gene Ontology annotation, cellular component: membrane. Gene Ontology annotation, molecular function: sucrose:proton symporter activity.